Messenger RNA from Anopheles coustani, 1330 nucleotides. RefSeq lists its product as uncharacterized. The record is from RefSeq and is a predicted model, not a curated record. The transcript has a single exon. Gene Ontology annotation, cellular component: nucleus. Bases 37 to 1248 code for a protein of 403 amino acids. Lineage: Eukaryota; Metazoa; Arthropoda; Insecta; Diptera; Culicidae.
UUCAGAUUCCAUUUUCCGCGAAAAUUAAAGCUUAAAAUGUCUCUUGUGGCGUACGAAUACAGCAGUGAUGAAGGCUCGGAUGCAGAAGAUAACCCGGAGGAAACAAUCACAGUCCCAGUCAAAUCGAAUGGCAUGCGGAGUAAACCAGAACCUGCAGGGCCUAUAGAAAACGACGCAAAUUCUGUUUCAGCACAUUUGCCUCUUCCCGCACCGAAGAAAGCGAAUGACCUGAACGUGGAAGAGGAGGAUGACGAGUUUCUUCGCAAAAAGGCUAUACCGGAAACAUCGCUUCCAGCUAAACCGAACGUACGCAAUGGCAAAGUGCAAAUCACAAUCCCGUCCAUGAGAGAGUUCAAAGAUGACGAUGCAGGAGGUACGAAGAAAAACAAACCAGUAAUUGGAGCGGCAUUACCGAACAAAUCCACUAGCCUGUUGAGUUUGCUGCCGAAACCGAGGACAGAACUGUUCGCAAAGCCAGUUUCCGCAACGAACUCGGCGGCAGGAAAUGUAGCUGGUCCUUCAACCGCGAGCGCAGGAUUUAAUAAACGAUUGGUCCCGGAUUCAGUCGCCAACCGGCCACGAAGUGUACCGGCAAGCACAGUUAAAGCGGUCGAUCGAAAGAAUGCUCCGAACGCUGGCAAUGCAUCCACACAAAGCACUCAAUCGGACCCGUCGUCAGCCACCAAAGAGGACAGCGAUGAGGAGGACGAUGGUGAGAAUGUAGAUUUCUUUUCCUUCAACAAAGUCGAAACCCUCCCCACCGUGAGCGCGAACGAGAUCAGUGCGAUGGUAGCGAAGAAAGCGGCCAAAAUUGCCGAAACCGUCCGCAAAUACACCGAACCAGAGGAACAACCAGAUCCGUAUGGUUCCGUGGGGCCAGACGAUGGGGCGACCAAUGCGCAGCAAAGCAAUCCGCCCACCGAUGAUUUGGCAAGCGAAACAGCCCUGGCCGCUCUAAUUGGUGGAAACCGGGCGAAACGAGCGCGUGUGGAACAGGUGGAUCUAAUCGAAAUUACAUCCGCCGAUAUUGUGCCCUCGAAGGAGGAUUUCUUACGCCGGCAGCUCCAGGACGAAACGGGCUACGUACCCACGGGCCAUCUCGUUGGCGAUUGGACGUGUACCAGCAAGCGGAAAUCGCACAUUACGCAGCUGGCAAACAAAGCGCAGGCCAACGCACAGGAACUGGAAGCCAUGUGGGCCGCUAACCGACAGUCGAAACGACAGACCCAGAGCAAAUAUGGCUUCUAGGCCAAUGUGCGUGUUGAUGCUACCUUUCUACGAUCACAAGAACGAUCAAGCGGAUGAACUAAAUAAACUGGCACUAUUUGAU